CAGCCUCCUCUUUGAUUUACCUACCCCUUCCAAAUAUUUGCUGUAUUUUUUUAUUUUUUUAAAAAUCUGUUUUCCUUUGUGAUUCCUCGCUGAGUUGAAAUGAGGAGAGAAGCCAAAGUUGUGCAUUGGUUGGUAGCGUCUCUUUGUUUUCUGGGUUCUGCAAUUAGUAUGCUAUCUCCCAAAGGCGUCAACUUUGAAGUGCAAGCUUUGAUGGGAAUAAAAGCUGCUUUGGAGGAUCCUCAUGGUGUUCUUGAUAACUGGGAUGGGACUGCUGUUGAUCCUUGUAGUUGGAACAUGGUCACUUGCUCCGAUGAAGGUCUGGUUAUUGGACUGGGAAUUCCAAGCCAGUGUUUGUCUGGUUCUCUUUCUCCAACCAUUGGAAACUUGACAAACAUUAAGUUGAUAGAUUUGCAAAACAACAACAUAACAGGAGCAAUUCCAGUACAGAUUGGCCGUCUCUCAAAUCUUAACACGCUUGAUCUUUCCAAUAAUACCCUCACUGGCGAAAUCCCGCCUUUGGGACGGUUGAGAGGCCUGCAUUACUUGAGGCUAAACAACAACAGUUUGUCUGGAAGAAUUCCCGUGUCGUUGUCUAACAUGACUCAACUUUCUAUAGUGGAUUUAUCAAACAAUAACUUGAGCGGACCCGUGCCAAGAGUUCCUUCCAAGACAUUCAACAUUGUUGGAAAUCCUCUAAUAUGUGGCACGCGGCCUGAACCAUACUGCCAUCGUACAUUGAACACUUCUAGAACUGUUCAUCCAUCUGUUAAAAGGAAAAGUCACAAACUUGCAUCAUCUGUGUUGGGUUCUAUCCUGGGAUGUAUAUGCGCGCUCUUCCUAGGAAUAGGACUUCUCCGCUGGUCAAGGAAAAGGCAAGCUCAACGAAUGCUCUAUGGUGAAGAAAACCCGGUUGGGAAUAUAAGAAGAUUUCGACUGAAAGAGCUUCAACUUGCAACCAACAACUUCAGCAGCAGAAACAUCUUGGGAAAAGGUGGGUAUGGAGUUGUUUACCGAGGCGAGCUAAGGGACGGGACCACAGUGGCCGUGAAGAGGCUGAAUGAUGGGAAUGCUUCUGGAGGUGAGAAACAGUUGCAGACAGAGAUUGAGACAAUCAGUUUGGUUGUCCACCGCAAUCUUCUUAGGCUGUUGGGCUUCUGUAUGACCCCAACAGAAAAGCUUCUGGUUUACCCUUAUAUGUCCAAUGGCAGUGUCGCUUCCCGUCUCAGAGUGAAGCCAGUUUUGGAGUGGGAGAGAAGGAAGCGAAUCGCCAUAGGGGCAGCGAGGGGGCUUCUGUACCUCCACGAGCAGUGUGAUCCGAAGAUAAUCCAUAGGGAUGUGAAGGCUGCAAAUGUAUUGCUGGAUGAGUACUGUGAGGCAGUGGUUGGGGAUUUUGGGCUGGCAAAGCUUUUGGAUCACACGGACUCGCAUGUCACUACGGCUGUACGUGGGACCGUGGGACAUAUUGCCCCUGAAUAUCUAUCCACGGGGCAGUCCUCCGAGAAGACAGAUGUCUUUGGGUUUGGGAUCCUUCUUCUUGAGCUCAUCACAGGGCUCAGAGCUAUGGAAUACUGCAAAGCGGCUCAUCAUGGCGGUGCCUUGCUUGAUUGGAUCAAGAAAAUCCACCAAGAGAAGCAGCACCUGAAUGCACUAGUAGAUAAAGGCUUGGGAAACAAAUACAACGAGAUUGAGGUGGACGAGAUGGUUCGGGUGGCUCUACUCUGCACCCAAUACGUUCCGGGGCACAGGCCUAAAAUGUCCGAAGUGGUUCGAAUGCUGGAAGGGGAUGGAGUUGCCGAGUGUUGGGAAGCGUCCCAGAAGAUAGAACCCAAUAUGUAUAAGACACAACCCAUUGCAUCUUCGUCUUCCUCAUCUGAGAGAUUCUCAGAUCAAACCGUUGGUUCGACUUCUCUUCCACAUGCCAUGGAGCUGUCUGGUCCAAGGUAGUAGUGGAGCAUAUAAUAUUGAUAUAUGUAUACUCGUAGAUAUGUUUGUACCAUAAAAAUGGAGAGUUUUUUUCCAAAGGCUUUUUGGACAUUGAGAGCUGUCUUAAAACAUCCCAAAAAUAUAAUUUGUUGUAGUUU
Messenger RNA from Cuscuta campestris, 2081 nucleotides. NCBI's taxonomy places the organism in Eukaryota, Viridiplantae, Streptophyta, Magnoliopsida, Solanales, Convolvulaceae. The record is from the annotation of a GenBank genome assembly.